Maniola jurtina (meadow brown) is the source of this 2486-nucleotide messenger RNA. It is a transcript of the gene Frmd5, whose product is annotated as FERM domain-containing protein 5. The transcript is spliced from 12 exons. Lineage: Eukaryota; Metazoa; Arthropoda; Insecta; Lepidoptera; Nymphalidae. The record is from RefSeq and is a predicted model, not a curated record. The coding region runs from base 242 to 1873 and encodes 543 amino acids. Gene Ontology annotation, cellular component: cytoskeleton. Gene Ontology annotation, molecular function: cytoskeletal protein binding.
AUUGUGACAAAUUGAAAAUUGUUGAAAAUAUUCAGAAUUGAAAAUAUUCGAAGAAAAAAUUAAAUUUUAUAAUACUUUUCGACUUUUCUUCUCUUAAAAUAGAACAAAGAAGUCAAGAAAUAGCCGUAAAUGAUUAGUUUGAACCUUUUCGGGGUCAUUUUAAAAUGAUUAGCUAACAUUAAAACAGUUCUACAGUCACUGCGCAAACUAAAAACGAAAUACCAAUUCCAGUGUUUUCAGCAUGUUUAAAAGUCGAGGCGAUAGUAAUAUUGUUUACAAAUGUACUGUACGGCUAUUAGAAGAUACUGAAAUAUUAGAAUGUGAAUUCCACCCGAGCUAUAAAGGCAAAUUUUUACUGGAACAUGUAUGUCAACAAUUGAAUCUUACUGAGACAGAUUACUUUGGACUGCGUUAUGUUGAUGCUGGAGGUCAGAGGCAUUGGUUGCAUUUAGCUAAGUUAAUACUGAAACAAGUUAAAGAUGCUUCGCCAAUACUGUUUAGUUUUCGAGUCAAAUUCUACCCACCAAACCCUCUGCUGUUAAAGGAGGAUGUGACUAGGUUCCAGAUAUAUUUGCAGCUGAAAAGGGAUCUUCUGCAUGGCAGAUUAUAUUGCACUUCCAAUGAAGCUGCCAUGCUUGGUGCUCUUAUCAUUCAAAUUGAGCUUGGUGACUAUGACCCGAGCAUACACGUCGGAAACUAUGUGACAGAAAUGAGGCUUUUAUUGAGACAAACUGACGCCAUUGAAGCUAGGAUACAGGAGUUACACCGAGAGCCAGUGGAGGGCACGCCGGGCGGUACGGGCGGCGUUAAGGGCAUGACCACACAGGAGGCGGAGCAGACAUUUCUGAAAAUCGCCUGUCAACUCGACACCUAUGGGGUUGACCCGCAUCCUGUCAAAGAUCACAGAAGUAACCAACUGUAUCUCGGCAUCAACCACAGCGGCAUUCUGACGUUCCAAGGCAGUAGAAAGACGCAUCACUUCAAAUGGUCGGAAGUUCAUAAGAUCAAUUUUGAAGGGCGGAUGUUCAUUGUGCAUUUGAAUUAUCCAGAAAAAAAGCAUACGGUGGGAUUCAAAUGUCCGAGCGGGGCUGCGUGCCGACACGUGUGGUGCUGUGCGAUAGAACAGAUGCUAUUCUUUACACUACCGUCAUCGUCGGACGCGUGUGUAUACUCGGGCGGCGGUCUGUUCUCGUGGGGGACUAAGUUCAAAUACUUCGGCAGGACCGAGCGAGAGAUACUGGAGAGGGACGGACUAUUAGCGCCGAGAGAUUCACAGGAAGAGGGAUCCAGUGCGGGCGGGAAGAGAAAAGCGUCCAGCGUUCCCGCCACGCCCUCUACGCCUAUGACCGGAGAUUUUGGCUAUAGCAGUCUUCCUAGGUCGACGCACAGUGCGCCCUUAGAGGAAAGUGGCAUGAUUCCCGACAAUGAGGCCUGUGACGGUGGAUGUCUGCUGAGUGGCCCCACUGUGGACAUCGCGCUGGCUUGCUGCGACCACCUCAGGGCUGUCACUGAGGAGCCCAAACCAUCAGCGGCGUUACCCGAGUACAGCACGCGGGACCCAUUCUCGCACUCGUCAUGCGAGUCUGCCGCGACCACACACGCGACGUACGCGUCGCAAGCGUCGCACGCCGCGGACGACUGGCGCCCGCCCGCGCUGCAGCCUCCGCCCCGCCCCUUCAGCUUACUACGCACCUUCGUGCCAUCCUUCCUGUUCGUAUGGCUCUCUCUCGCUCUCGCAGCGCUCUUGCUCUUCGAGACCGACUGGCCGGUACUGCGCCACAUAAAGCGCAAGCCGGAACUAGUCUCGCUCCGGCAUCACUACUACACGCCGCUAAAGGAGUACCUGAAGAAGAAGGUCAUUGAACUUUUCUGAUUGGAUCGUCACAACGUUGAUUCGUGAUAAGGCACGUGAUUGUGCCUACAUUGUUAGUGUCGUUUUGUGAAUAAAAGUUGCUCCUUCGUAUUGGCAUUUGCUUUUGAACUAAUCUGUGAAACCUUGAUAAGCCAAUGAUUUAUUUAUGUUCCAUAUGACAGACAUUUUCUGAUAAUAUGCAACAGUCUCAAUGCCUAUUUUGAUUUGAUUGACCUAGCAUAGAGCUCUCGCACAAUUCUAUACAAAUCGUAAAGUACAGUACAAAAAGGUUACAUACACUCCUUAUGUAUAAUCUGUAUAGACUAUAGAGUAUCUUUGAUGAAUAUAAUUACUAUUACAAGAUGAGCCAAUCCGAAGUGUAGCAAUUUUUAUUCAUCAGACCGAACAAGUCUUUUGACUUGGAAUCUUGUUGAAUCUCGUUGGAAGUUGCAACUGUUUUCAUGUACAAUGGUAUUCAAAUAAGAAUGAAUCUGACAGUUGUUUAUUUGUGCCAUUCCUUAAUUUAUUUUAAUUUAAGUUGCCGUCUGUACCUUUGCAUAAAUAGUGUGCAAAAAGAAAGAUCAAGUAUUAUAUUUUUAUUUUACAAUAAUUUAAUGAUAUUUUAAGAUUUAAA